Akanthomyces muscarius is the source of this 564-nucleotide messenger RNA. RefSeq lists its product as uncharacterized. The record is from RefSeq and is a predicted model, not a curated record. Bases 1 to 564 code for a protein of 187 amino acids. NCBI's taxonomy places the organism in Eukaryota, Fungi, Ascomycota, Sordariomycetes, Hypocreales, Cordycipitaceae. The transcript has a single exon.
AUGGCCGAAAUAUCUCGCGCUGAGCUCCAAGAAGCCGUGGACCCCGCGAAAGCCACAAUAACAGAUGUAAAGCACAUGUCGUCUUACAACUGGAUCGAAGCAGCAACACCAAUAAUCGUUGUCCCUGGCACUCCGGCACGCUGGACCGCCUUAGAGGGUCCUCGCCAGAUUGCCAGGGACUCUGGCCACAUUUACAUAGCCCAGAAUGCCACGCGCCAUCCAGAGAGCCCUCUUGAGCCGCUGUUUCGCUCCCUCUAUGCCGAAAACGACUCCUUCGACGUCCGCUCCGCCGACGUCAUUACCGACAGGAACAACAUUCGCAAACUCCUCUCGCUUGUCAGUCCGGAGUUUGACAUAAAAAAGGCGGAAGCCUUUACCAUAAAGGUCGAGGUCGUGCAAGAUACGACAACCAUAUUAUGCCGGGACGAAGCUGAGACGCAAUGCAUCAUUGGCCCGAACGAGUUUCGUGCUACGGGCAUGAGUUUGAAAAGGCGUACACGGUGCACCAAGUCCCUGACAGCACGGGCCACCACAGAGUCAUCUCGUAUCGGUUCUGCGGGCUGA